Branchiostoma belcheri (Belcher's lancelet) is the source of this 1954-nucleotide messenger RNA. Its product is annotated as tripartite motif-containing protein 3-like. Gene Ontology annotation, molecular function: zinc ion binding; ubiquitin protein ligase activity; translation repressor activity. The record is from RefSeq and is a predicted model, not a curated record. The coding region runs from base 6 to 1826 and encodes 606 amino acids. Gene Ontology annotation, biological process: protein polyubiquitination; proteasome-mediated ubiquitin-dependent protein catabolic process; negative regulation of translation. The transcript has a single exon. Lineage: Eukaryota; Metazoa; Chordata; Leptocardii; Amphioxiformes; Branchiostomatidae.
CAAUCAUGGCGGCUGCACCGUUAAGUUUGAGGACACAAAUCCGCGAAGAACUGUCCUGCAGCAUCUGCCUGGAUCUGUUCACCAGGCCCAAGGUGCUGCCCUGUCAGGACACCUUCUGUCAGGACUGUCUACAGGACCAUGCAGGGAGGGGAGGGACCUUCCAGUGCCCAAACUGUCGCCAACAAGUCAGGCUGCCACGUCAAGGGGUCGCUGGUUUGCCCGACAAUCGCAUUGUGGCCAACAUGAGCGAGAGGUUCCAACAACAAGCUACACUGUCAGUGGACACACGCGAGCAACCACAGUCAAGAAACAGAUGCAGUUUUCACCCCACUGAAGAAGUCAGGCUCUACUGUAAACAGUGUAAAGUUCCAGUUUGUCAUGAGUGUCUUGAUGAAAGCCAUGGUGAACAUUCUACAAUGAGCCUCAGAAAAGCAAUCCAACAACAUAGAGGUCCGGUCCAGGCCUUGAUCAAUGAGGGGAGGGGCAUCUUGGAGACCUACUGUAGCUUCAUCAGAGGUCUGAGAGAGGAGGAGAGAAGGCUGGACGAUCAGAAAGAACAGGCGGACAACAAAAUCGACGAGGCCUACAGACAAGCCUGUGAUCAAAUCAUUCAGAAGCUGACCGAGGAAAAAGACAAGCUGUUGUCUGAAGUUGAGACGAACCACAGGCAAAACAAGGGAGCCGUGCAGGGACAAAAAGAUGUGGUUUGGGCUGAUGUCGCCGAACUGUCUUCCGUCUGUGAUGGUGCGGAGCAGGACAUGGAUGGAGAAGGUGGGCAGUUUCUCAGUCAUGAACCCAAACUAGCCGAGGUCGUAGGGAGGUUCAGACACAAGACUUUGCCAAAUCCACUUCAAACCCACCCUGCUGUCUUCCAGCCUAAGGUAAGAGUGGAACUCGUGUGUACACUAGGAGAUGUGACAGUCCCGGGGGCUGCACCGUCUGCUACAACCAAAACCAUUUGUAACCAAACCCAAUUCGGUCGAUGUGGUUCAGAACCAGGUCAGUUCAACUGGCCCCUUGGACUUACAGAGGGCGAGGGGGAGAUCUUUGUAGCAGAUCUUGAAAAUUUGAGAAUCCAAGUCUUCACCCUGCAGGGAACAUUUAUCCGCCAGUUCCCAACAGUCGUGUCUAGUGGAGAGAAGAUGUAUCCAGAUGAUGUGGCCAUGGACGGGGAGGGGAACCUGUGGGCGGUGGGUAGGGUGGUGAUGAGUGUGGUGGGGAGUGUUUUGCGAAGGGCGGUGGGGAUAGGCCGGGACGAUCGCGAGUUUGCUGUGCAGUACAACAAACAGGGCAGCGUGCUGAGGCAGAUUGAGCUACAGACAGGGUGGAACAGAGGAGUUGCCGUGGACACCAGGAGGAACCACAUCCUCAUCACACAAACUACAGGAGACUGGCGCCGACAUGGUGAAGUUUUGGUGUUCAGGCCAGAUGGGACGCUUGUGAAAACUGUGGGUCAGCCGCAGGGGAUGGAAUACCCAUUGUACAUCACUAUGGACGAGGAAGGGAACAUUCUUGUGACAGACUAUGACAAUCACUGUGUCUAUAUGUACAACGAGGACGGACGGUUUCUGUUCCAGUUUGGAGGUAAGGGAAGUGGUGAAGGUCAGAUGAACGGUCCCCUUGGCAUCUGUACAGACAGGACAGGGAACAUCAUCGUGGUAGACAGCUGGAAUUGUCGUGUGGAGAUGUUCGACAAGACAGGAAGAUUUCUCAGGCACAUCACUACUGAUAUGAAAAGUCCUUGGGCUGUUGCCAUGGCACCACAUGGACAGCUGAUGGUGACUGAUACUAAGGAACAUACAGUCACUAUCUUCAAACAUAUUUAAUGACAAAGCAUCUCAGUGAUAAAACCCUCUGAUGCGCUCGAAUAUCUUGCCACCUAGAAUGUUCGUUUCAUUUUAAACCCUUUCUCUGGCACUGUUUGUUUCAUAGUAAGGCUUCAUUCCAAAAUGAG